CGUAUUAAGUUAGAGUGUAGUGCUAGUGGUUGAAUUGAUAAAAAUACAGAUAAUACAGAGCACAUUUGUUUCGCAAGCGUGACGAUGACGAUGAGUAUUUUCCCAAACUGUGAUUUUACAGCCCAGGCGCAAGCCGUCUGCAGCAUGUGGGAGGCGUUCAGCAGCAAUCGGGAGGGGGACAACGGUACCUUGGAAGAGGCUCUCGGCGAGACUGGGAAUAGCUCGGCCAAUUGUUCUCAAAAUAUUCCCAUUACACAAGCCAUCGAGUUCUAUUGGCCAAUAUCACCCCACACCUACUUUGGAGUCUGCACCGUAAUCUCUCACGUGCUCGUCACGGGCAUUACUAUUGGCAUUUCGCGCAAAUGCUUUGAGAUGAAAUUGGCCAAAACCGCAGAGCAUGCGUUCUACUGCACGCUUGCCUUUGUUUUUUGCAUCACCGAGGCAUUGUUGCUGCGCAACAGUCUGAUUUUAAAGAAACUGCUUAGCCGUCUGGGCCAGGAUAUGCUGCAUUCGGCAUUGGGUUUGUUAGCGUUUGCUAUCGGUAUUGUAGGAGUGGGCGUUAAGACGUGGCAGAAGCGAAAGGUCCUGCGCGAAAAUGAAAAGGCUUCAGUCCGUCAUUUUCAUAGCAUGCACGCGCGCUUUGGCCUCUUUGGAUGCAUUUUUCUGCUGCUUACCACAAUUAGCGGACUGACCUUAUACUUCUGGCCCGGACGUAUGUUGAAUAUUGGCCAUCGCACAGUGGCCUUACUCUCCUUCCUCUUGCUUAUGAUUUCACAAAUGUAUAGCUAUAAUACGGGCUUUGCUCGUCGCAAUUGGACUGAGAAGACUGUUCGCCGAUAUAAACUUGCUACAUUUAUUGUCAUCAUUACAAGCAUAAAUUUUGAGCUUAGACACUGGGUGGUUGAUGUUGUGGCGUUGAUUCCAAAGGAAUUUUUCGAUAAAAUACUAUUAAAGACAUAGCUACUAAUUGUAAAAUGAAAAUAAAAAUAGUUAACAUUUAUACCUUUA
This is a messenger RNA of Scaptodrosophila lebanonensis, 1008 nucleotides long. RefSeq names its product cytochrome b561 domain-containing protein 2. The transcript has 3 exons. The record is from RefSeq and is a predicted model, not a curated record. Gene Ontology annotation, molecular function: transmembrane monodehydroascorbate reductase activity. Bases 85 to 960 code for a protein of 291 amino acids. NCBI's taxonomy places the organism in Eukaryota, Metazoa, Arthropoda, Insecta, Diptera, Drosophilidae.